CAGCGAAUUCGGCCGUGCUGCUACCUUGUCGGUCCAUGGCGACAGUGGAUGACAGCUGAAGGUUCGUAAAGGUCCAUGACGGUCGAGCCAGCUUGACGUAGUAACCUGGAGAGCCCCCUUUUCGCCUUUUACUGCUUUUGACACAGUUUCAAAGGACGUUAAAGGACUUUACGGUCGGAUAUUGACAUUCUCCUGGCCUGGACUGCUCGAAGGCGACGAGCGAAGAGUCCGGAUGUGCUUCUUGUUCUUGUUCCGCAUGGCGUAGUCUCCUUCUUGUCCUCCUCGGAAGAACCUUAUUCAUGCUCGGGGGGUUUCUGCGGGCCCUCGGGUCGACGGUCCUCUCUCCAGAACCAACAGAACCUUGCAGUUAGUGCGGACUAUCGGCGGACAUGUUGGCCCAGUAGCGACGAGGUGGACCGCGUCUGGUUGCCUCGGUGUGGUGGACCUGCAACUUCUGACGUUUUUUUUUUUUGUUUUGUUUCAAACAAGGAAAGACGUAAUUAGCUUCCCUUAUAUCAGCUUUGGGAGAUUUGACAAGAGGACAGUAAGGAGAACAUUUGUGUUGUUGUGUGGACAACCUGCAAGAUGACGUCCUGCACCCCUGCAGAUAUGAUUAACCUGCGGCUGAUCCUGGUCAGCGGGAAGACGAAAGAAUUCCUUUUUUCUCCCAACGACUCGGCGGCAGACAUCGCCAAGCACGUUUAUGACAACUGGCCAAUGGACUGGGAGGAGGAGCAGGUCAGCAGUCCCAACAUCCUGAGGCUCAUCUACCAGGGACGCUUCCUGCACGGCAACGUGACGCUAGGAGCACUCAAGCUGCCUCUGGGGAAGACCACCGUCAUGCACUUAGUCGCCAGAGAGACGCUGCCCGAGCCCAACUCUCAAGGUCAGAGGAACAGAGAGAAGACGGGAGAGAGUAACUGCUGUGUCAUUCUGUGAAUAAACACCUUCUGGCCCCGCCCCCCUCCGCCCUGCUGUCAAGGCCCGCCCACACGGUCCCUCCUGGCCAUUCAUGUUUGGCAGACAGUGAGCUCGUCGUCCACCUGUCCUGGGCGCUGUCCUCACUGCGCACAACACACACACCCACACAUAAACUGCAUUUCUUGUUCUUUUCUCAACACUUUAAGCCUUCUAACACACACACACACACACACACACACACACACUGACGCUGUAGCCAAUUAUCACAUUGUAACUGGCUGUUAGCCUGUUGUCAUAGCAACGAUGCCUUUGUUUUCAGUCUUUGAGCUCACACUUCUAACCACUGAUUAGAUGCCAACACACUUACACACACGUGUCACAAAGGCCCCCGAGCUGCCAUUUUGCAGGUAAACAAAGUGACAAGCCUGCAGCGUUUGUGACAGUUGUUCGAUGACCCCCCCCCCCCUCCCCUCCUGAGGUAGAAGAGACACUCUCAGUGUUGGAUAUGAAAAUGGGCCUUCCGUGUUCCUUCCUGUCUUCAUUCUUUCAGUCCAAUUUUCUAAUGAUGAUGAUGAUGAUGAUGAAUUGAUGACGUCCUCCUCAAUACAAGCAUGUGCUCCUUCUGCAUAUUGUCUGACAUGCAUCGAAAAGUUUCAUUUCAUAUUCCCCCCCCCCCAGGGAAGCGACAUCCAGUGUAUUGGACAUGAUGUGGAAGCUUCUAGAUCUUGCUAGCCACUGUGUGUAUUUGUAUGUAUUUGUAUGUAUGUACAGAAUGUGUGUGUAUGUAUGUACAUUACCAGGCAAAGGUUUGGAGUGCAUCCCUUGUCAUUCAACAGCAUGACGGAGUGUGUGUAAACGUUUGACUGGUACUGUAAGUAUGUCUAUAUAUGUAUAUAUACAGUAUGUAUGUGUGUGUGUGGACUGUACGCAUGUAGCGUGAUUAGCUGAUUGACUUCCGUGUGCUCUUAUUGCUACGUGACUCUUAAUCCACCACGAUUGUGUACUGCAAUCACAUCUGUACAAACACAAACAACAUUUGAAGCCAAGUGUAAAUAGCACUAAAGAAUCCCAUCCCUUCCCCGCCCCCAACACCUGUAAACUAAAUAAAGCUUGUUCAAGUG
Messenger RNA from Doryrhamphus excisus (bluestripe pipefish), 2042 nucleotides. RefSeq names its product ubiquitin-like 3a (gene ubl3a). Lineage: Eukaryota; Metazoa; Chordata; Actinopteri; Syngnathiformes; Syngnathidae. Gene Ontology annotation, molecular function: protein binding. The record is from RefSeq and is a predicted model, not a curated record.